Ahaetulla prasina is the source of this 4692-nucleotide messenger RNA. It is a transcript of the gene GNS, whose product is annotated as glucosamine (N-acetyl)-6-sulfatase. Gene Ontology annotation, molecular function: glycosaminoglycan binding; N-acetylglucosamine-6-sulfatase activity. Gene Ontology annotation, biological process: glycosaminoglycan metabolic process. The record is from RefSeq and is a predicted model, not a curated record. Lineage: Eukaryota; Metazoa; Chordata; Lepidosauria; Squamata; Colubridae. The transcript has 14 exons. Bases 1133 to 2608 code for a protein of 491 amino acids.
CGCCGUGGGGAUGGGAUGGGAUAUGGGGGGAGAUGGACCCUCCGGUAGCAGGAGAAGUGAGUGCGGGUGGUUCGGAGAGUUUCCGAUGCGGUAGUGGAGGAUGCGCAGAAAAGCCCAGUCAUCUUUGAGGGAGGGGAGAAAGCACUCUGGAACGACCUCGGUGCCCACAGAACCCGGGAUGGAGUGUCCUGAUAAUACAUCUGUGCUACUCUCUCCUUUGCAUUCCUGCAGCAUGCAGUGGAGGGGGCACUAUGGAACCUAUCUAGUUCAGAGCAAACGUGUAUGAAUAAGGGAAAGGGAAACGGGAGAGAACUGAAGCCACUUGGAACUUUUUAAAUUCUUAGGUGGGGAUAUUGAGGAUUGAAGUAGAGCAUGGAAGCAACAGACACUCCCAUUAGACUUGGUGUGUGAUUGUUUCUUCAUUCCAUGAUUUAAAAAGGGAUUCAAAAGAGCCUCUUACUAUACUUUAAAAACAGUUGCAGCUAUAGUGGUGUGUAGACAAAAUGCACACAAUCCUGCAUGCACCUGUAGUGGAAGCAAUCAAAAUAAAUGUUGAGACAGUAGGAAAGUGCAAAGGCUUGGGACGUAGUUGCAUCUGUUAGUCUUUAGCAGGGACUGCUCUACAAUGAAGCAGCCCAUUUUCAGCAGCUGAUUGAGUGCUCUAAAAGGAAGGAAAUUGUUUAAUUUAUGGGUUGUGGGCAGAAAUGCUUGUGAGAUUUUCUGCCUCAAGGUUUGUUGUUACAUUCUUUGGGGUGUGAACAAUAUCUGGUUUGUAGUUCAGGUUCGGGGCUCAUUGCUAUUUAAAAUACUAGCCGAGUCCUGAAGCAAUCUUUGAAUAUUUCUGUGGAAACUGGAAAGACAAAAAAUUCAGAAUAUGUAUUGAAUUACCCACCAGAAUUGGCCGUGAAUGACAUUUAUUUAAAAUACAUUUUCUAAAAAGUUUGUUUACUACAUAUUAUUCUCAUUACUAAUAAAUGAUUGGGUGAAGCAUGAGUGUUUCAUAUGAAAACAAUAUUUCAAUUAAAGGUAUUUUCUAUUUAAUAUAUAAUUCCAUUAUUGUAACAUGUUAAUAGUAUCUGCUUUGCAUCUCUAUGCUUGUUCCUAAGAAAGAAUAUCUCUGAGCAGAAAUCGGAUGAUUUUCUAUACACCUUUGAAAAAGACCAAUGCCCUUAUUGCAGAAAUGGGCCUAACUUUCUCAAAUGCAUAUGUCCCCAGUGCACUGUGUUGUCCUAGCAGAGCCAGCAUCUUGACAGGAAAAUAUCCACAUAAUCAUCAUGUUGUAAAUAAUACUUUGGAAGGAAAUUGCAGUAGCAAAUCCUGGCAAAAGAUUCAGGAGCCAUAUACCUUUCCAGCUCUACUCAAGUCUGAGUGUGGGUAUCAAACAUUUUUUGCUGGAAAAUAUUUGAAUGAGUAUGGAGCAGAGGAUGCAGGAGGACUUGGCCAUGUUCCUCCUGGAUGGAGUUUUUGGUAUGCCUUGGAAAAAAACUCCAAAUAUUAUAACUACACACUUUCAGUAAAUGGAAAAGCACGUAGGCAUGGUGCGAACUACAGCAUGGAUUAUCUGACAGAUGUACUGGCUAAUAUGUCCUUGGAUUUUCUGGAGUACAAAUCCAGUUUUGAGCCAUUUUUCAUGAUGAUAGCAACUCCAGCACCACACUCACCUUGGAUAGCUGCUCCACAGUAUAAGAAGAGUUUUGAGAAUGUCAGUGCUCCAAGAAAUAAUAACUUCAAUAUCCAUGGAAAGGACAAACAUUGGCUUAUCAGACAAGCAAAGACUCCAAUGACUAAUUCAUCAAUACAAUUUCUAGAUGAUGCUUUUAGGAAAAGAUGGCAAACACUUCUGUCAGUGGAUGAUCUAAUAGAAAAACUUGUAAAGAAGCUGCAGUUUCUAAGAGAGCUGGAUAAUACAUAUAUUUUUUACACAUCAGACAAUGGAUUUCAUACAGGCCAGUUUUCUUUGCCUAUUGACAAACGGCAGCUAUAUGAAUUUGAUAUUAAAGUUCCAUUGCUUGUUCGAGGGCCAGGAAUAAAACCCAACCAGACAAACAAGAUGCUUGUAGUGAAUAUUGAUUUAGGUCCUACUAUAUUAGAUAUUGCAGGCUAUGAUCUGAAUAAAACCCAGAUGGAUGGAAUGUCAUUGUUACCAUUGUUGGGAGGAGAAAUAAACAAGACCUGGAGAUCAGAUGUUUUGGUUGAAUACCAAGGAGAAGGACAUAACAGCAGUGAUCCUACUUGUCCUGCCCUUGGACCUGGUGUUACUCACUGUUUUCCAGACUGUGUUUGUGAAGAUGCAUAUAACAAUACUUACGCAUGUGUACGGACGCUAUCAACUAAAUGGAAUCUGCAAUAUUGUGAAUUUGAUGACCGUGAGGUGUUUGUUGAAGUUUACAACCUGACUGCAGACCCACACCAGAUUACUAAUAUUGCAAAAACAAUAGAUCAAGAAAUUUUAGAAAAAAUGAAUUAUCGGCUAAUGAUGCUACAGUCCUGCGCUGGAGCAACAUGUCGCACACCAGGAGUUUUUGAUCCAGGGUAUAAAUUCAACCCACAUCUGAUGUUUGGCAACCAAGAACUUCAGACUCGCAGACUUCUUGCACCUUCCCUGUAGCUGAACUUGCCACCUUGUUUGUUGCCAACUCAAUUUCUUUGAAAUGACUGCAGAAAACUACUUAAUCCUUUCUGACAUCGAGAUAUUAGAUCAGCUGAUGUUGCUGGUUAAACAAUCUCUGGCCAUGUGUUAGUGACGUGAUCUGCCCCGUCUACUCAAAUUUGAUUGCCACACAAAUGUUUCAUCUGAAGUUAAAUAUUAAUUUGGGAUGUGAAUCUGAAUGUCCUUUUUUGGUUUUGUUAUAUACACAGAGGUUAGGACUACUGUUUCCUAUGUACAACCACUGCCUAACAGCUUUUUAAAAGAUACAGUGUGCAUCUCAGUACUGCUUCCAUUCUGAAUCUGAUGAAUUAAAUUAAGCAGGUUAGUUGCCAUUUGUUUUCUCUCCUAUUUUUCAGGGUUCACUUGGAUCACUGGCUAGAAUUUGUGUGUCUUGAUAUUAUAUGUGUUUUUACCUACAGAAUCAGCUCAGUAUUUUAAACCAGAAUUAAACCAUUAAAUGAGAAUCCUCCCACCCCCAACUGUGUUUUCUGCUUGACAUGUACACUGAAAUAGUAGAAGUCCUACAAAGUUACCAGUAUAAGGCAUGCCACUCUGAAUAUUUCAACUGGAACUUGGGUCAAUAGUUAGAACAAGUAUCCUUAGAUGCAAUAACUAAAAUGAAAAUUGCAUUACAUCGGUGCAGAAAUUCCUUUUAGGGCAGUUUUUUUCACUGAUACAUUUGCAUCUAAAUCUAAGAAUGGCUAUUACAUGGCUAAGCACGUUUGUAUUCUACACUUGUAAUGCAAUGUAUUUUUGCACUGGGUAGUUCUUAAGAAAAAGCCUUCACAAAAGCUGGUCACUGCAUAAGACUAGGAGCUUUCUGAAUGGAUUUCUUGCAAAUCACAUGGAAUCUGUCCUGGGCAAAGCAGAGUCAAAGGCUAGCUGUUUCUCAAAAGAAAACUUGCAUCUUUAUGACAAUCUGUUAAAAAGGAUAUGACUCUUAUAGUGGAUAGAUAAUUUGAAAUAAGAUUGCUUCUUUUUAUAACUUAUAAAAGCUGUUAUGACAGUUUCUGUCUGAAGGGAGUAAGUAAAUAGCAAGAUAACAGCAAAUUACUUUGAAAUAGACUAUGGAACAUUUGAUCAGAAUUGCAGCUCCUCCUCUAAGUGCCAUUUAUCUCCAUGCUCAUUUUUGGGUGAAUCUUGUGAUUUGAUUUAUUGCAGCUGAACAUGUUCAAGUUGUUGAAAAAAUAUCUUUCAUCAGUUUAGAGAUUGUUAAGGAUCAAAAUCAAACAAUAUAUGGAAAACUGACCUGAUGUUGGAUCCAAUCUUAUGCCUUAAGAUAUAAUAACUGAAAACAAAGGCACACAUUAUUCAUGUCCCCAAGUUAUUUCAACAUGUAGGAAUGUCAACUAUGACCAAGUCAGUUUUAAUAUUCUCAAGAAAGUGAUUAAAUUUCUUAUGUGAUUGAUACCUAGCAUACACUUGAGGUAUUUCAGGUUUAUGCCUAGCAAAAUAUUUAAGAUUAUUUUUAUGCCUGGGUCAGAACAUAGUUGUAAUAUUUUGUCUUCCCUUCAUACUAUAAUACUAAUCAUGAAAAAGCAGUGCAAAACCUAGAACAGAAAUUCAGUAUUGAACUGUUCCUUACAUUAAUCUUGUUUUUCUUAUGUACAACUAUUAUUCACCUGUAUAUUUUUCACAUUUGGUUAAUGCGCUCGUAAACCACUUCUAAAUUAAUUAAUAGUGUAGGGAGAAAUCAGGAGUUAGGCAUAGUUAACAUACUGUGAAAUAUUUAUAGUUUUUCUUUCCUAUUAAAUGGUUUUACCUCACAACAGAUCAAUUUGCACCUCAAAAUGUUAACUGAUUUAGAUAUGAUGAAAAUUACAUAUAGUUGCAACUUCACUAUGAAAAUAAAAUUUUGGAAGAUUUCAAGUUGUUUCCAAAGAAUAUGUACAGAAAAAUAUAUAUUUGGAUUUACAAACCACCUGAGCUUGAAUGAGAAAUAGCAUUAUUUCCUUGUAAUAGCUACUCAACAUUUAUCUUCCUGUGCCCUUGAUUUAAUCAUUUUAACAAAAAACAAAAAUUAUAACAUACAGUGCAUUGUU